This is a messenger RNA of Falco peregrinus (peregrine falcon), 4202 nucleotides long. It is a transcript of the gene MRM1, whose product is annotated as mitochondrial rRNA methyltransferase 1. Gene Ontology annotation, biological process: rRNA methylation. The transcript is spliced from 4 exons. The record is from RefSeq and is a predicted model, not a curated record. Gene Ontology annotation, cellular component: mitochondrion. Gene Ontology annotation, molecular function: RNA binding; RNA methyltransferase activity. The coding region runs from base 272 to 1432 and encodes 386 amino acids. NCBI's taxonomy places the organism in Eukaryota, Metazoa, Chordata, Aves, Falconiformes, Falconidae.
CGCGGGCGGUAGGGGCGGGGGCCGGGCUGACGCGUGUCCGCCGCCACCGGCAGCCGCCGUGCAGGGGCGCCCCUCCGCCCGCCCCCUCGCGUGCCCGCCCCCUGCCGUCGCCCCCGUUUUGCGGCCGGGCUGCCUGUGGGGCCGAGCUCUGUGUCUUCCCCCCGGGCAGGGCCCCGUGCCCGCGGUGCGGUGCGGCGCUGCCUCCUGUCGGCUCCGCCGCGGCCUGAGGCCGCGCAGGCCCUGCCCCGCUGGAAAGGCCUUCGGGGCUCCGAUGGAGCAGGUGCUGAAGCACAGCGCCCGGUGGGCCGCGGGGCUGCCCCUUGCCGUCUGCCGGCCGCGGUGGGCAGCGCUGAGGUGUUGCUCCACGCGGGAGCAGCCGUCGCCCCGGGCAGCGCCAGCCGCGGGUGGGCCUGAGGAGGGGCCGCCCCCCGGCGGGACAGGCCGGCCGCCCCCGCCAGCCCUCCCGGCGGUCUCCGGAGCGGCGGCUGGCUCCGGGGCCCCCCGCGUGGGCCGCCCGUGGCACAAGGCCGAGGAGCGAAGGGGCAGGCCCGCGGCAGCCAGCCGGGAGCGGUGGGGCUGGUCGGGGGGUGACUUCUCCAAGGCGAGGAGGAGGCUGAAGCAACAGCCUCUGUCCGUCGAGAGGGCUAAAGGCUCAGAGAUCUUAUUCGGGAUCGCGCCGUGUUCCCUGGCCCUCUCCCAGUCGAGGAGGGAUCUGUUCAGGUUGUUCCUCAAGCAGAGCAGCGGCUCUCGGCGGCUCGUUAUGAGCGAGUUUGUCCUUCAGGCCACGGCCCGGGGAGUCCCUGUGCACCACGUCACCAGGCGAGAGCUGGAUGCUCUUUGCAGAGGUCGGGUCCACCAGGGCGUCUGUUUGGAGGCCACCCCUCUCCAUUUCAAGAGUUUGGAGGAAGUUGAGAAGCCUGAUUUGGGGGAUGAAGAGAGUCCGAACCGACAGCUGAUUUGGCUGGUGUUGGAGCAGAUCAAGGAUCCCAUGAACCUGGGGGCACUGCUGCGCUCUGCGUACUUCUUGGGGGUGGACAGAGUGGUGGCAAGCCAGAAGAACAGCUGCCCUUUGACUCCGACAGUGAGCAAAGCUAGCUCUGGAACUAUGGAAGUCUUCGACGUCUACAGCACAGAUGAUCUUCGGAGCUUUUUGAAGGCUAAAACUGCAGAAGGCUGGGAAGUUGUGGGAACGGUCAGCAAGCCUGAGGAGGUGGAAAACGUUCCUGUCAUCAGCUGCUUGGAAUUCCGGUGGAAUAAACCCAUUAUUAUAGUAAUAGAAAUACUGACAAGACAACACCGCAAAUCUGGCAUCUCUACAAGAUGUGUGGAGCUAUAUUAUAAAGGGAGUAGGGAGGCUGGCAGUGCUGCUGAUGGACCACAAAGAAAUGCAUCGCAGAAACAACGACAACACCAGGAGAAAGGAAGGGGGUGAAAGUGGCAGUGGUGUCGUUACCUUGAAUUAUGAGAGAUUUCUCCAGGAAAAAGUCCAAAUAUCCUUUUGUCAAGGGAGAUUGGAGGCUGAUUGGUAGAUGCAUGAGGAGAGCUCCCGGACCUUGCAGCAGUAAUGAUUUCAACUCUCUGCUGAGCACUAACUCUUUGCUGAAAAGAAAAUUGAACAUUACAGUCGUCUGAUGCUGAGGUUGUUUGAAGAAACAUCCUAGAUCUGAAUAUGUAGUGUACCUGCAGCUACAGCGAGCAGCAGAGAUAAUUUAGCAUGAUAGUGAGUUUCCUAGCAUUGCACAGAUUGUCUUGUAAGUUAAGCAUUUGCAGACUUGAAUUCACCCUCCUGGCAUCUUCGCUGCCUUGGCAGGGAGUGAUUUGGACAGUCCAGUUUAAUGUUGUCUGCACUGGAGUCAUUGCCAAAGGUGACAGGCAGGCUGGCUGCCCUGAAGACUGGGAGCCUUUGCGAACAGGAACAGAUUGGGAGCACUUAGAUGGCUGAGUAAGAAGAGUUUCUGGGUAAUUUGUUCUUUUUACUCCUUCGGUCUUUAGCUUGGGGUUUAAGGCUGUUCACGGAAUUGUUGGUUUUAUGGAGAUGCUCGUUUUGCAUAUUUCUCUUGAACUGCCAGCAUGGAUGCUUCUGCCUGGAUUUGAAUUUCUUGCACUGGAGCCUGCAGUUGUUAAGGUGCUGUAAAUUGUAAAUGGGACAGGAAACCUGUUCUGUCAUUUCAGCCAAGCUCUAACUCUGGUCUUUGAGGCCUGUCAGUGAGGGACAAAGCUAAGAGAUGGAAGUCAGAAAUCUGAAGUGGGAAAUGUUUGGUUCACCAGUAUAAACUAGGAUUUAAUCUGAUUCAGUCAGUGCUCCCUCCCUCUUGUCACAGUGUGCAAGUCUUUCUGCCCUGAAUUUAUGGUUCCUAAUUAUUUUAAGCAGCCAGAGCCAUAAAAAGCUUUGUAAAAGCUGGAAGCAAAAUUGCUGCCUUUAUUAGGAAUCGUAAGACCCUUAUCAGGGAGAGGAAAGGAUUGCUCCAGGAGCUGUCACGCCUCUGGCAAUAGCUGCUGUCCCAGUUGGAGAGUCCCAUGAGAACGUGGUUUGAGAGGCUCAGGAGGCAAAUAUGACUAUAAGUUGUAAAACUUUUCUGUGUUGAAUCAGGAAAAAGUAGGAUUUUAAAUAUAUAUAUAUAUAAUUUUUAUUUUUAAUUAUUUCUUGAAGCAUCCUUAGAGAGCCACAGUCUAGCGAUGAAGAGGCAGGCUGGGCUGUGGGAGGCCUGGCUUCAAUUCCUUGUGUCACUCGGGCUUCCCCCAUGACCUUGGACAACUCACCCAGGCCUUGUCUGCACUGCUGGCUUACAGAAGAAGGAAAAUAAUGGUUAGGAUGUGAUUUUGGUUUUCUGAAGGUUCAUUUACCCCAGCCAAAGGAUAUUUUUGCCUGUAUGGCUUAUUUCAUGUGGGAAGGUGAUGCAAGAUGCAUUACCCAAGGCAUUCUUUUCCUUACCCAAAAUGCAUCUUGCCAGUUAGAUCAGAGCAGCAAAAUAUGAGACUGGGCUUCAGCUUCCAGCCUGUGAAAUGGGAUAAGAACACUUUGCUACCCUGUGCAGGCAGAGGGGUGUCAUGCAGAUCAGUGCUGAGGGACCUGCUGGGGAGGUGCUAUACGUAGACAGUGGGGGAAGAAUUUUGUGGCAACUCAACCCAGCAAGGAGCUCCUUAUAGAGGAGUGAGUCUCCAGUGGCAUAGGAAGUGCCUAAAAGCAUCCUUUAAACUUCAUGUCUCUAAAUCUACGUGAGCUGAGCGAGGCCUUGGUGACAGCGCUGGUUAGGCAGACAGAGGCACGGAAGCCCUGGCAGGCAGCGUGUGCCCCGGCAGUGCCGUCCCAGGAUGAGUCUGGUGUUCAGCUGGGGUUGGGCUAUCGCUGUGGGAGGGGAUCGUGUGGCUUCCAGCGUGCUCAGCCUGUUUUGUCAGAGGGUGAGCAUGUCUUCAAAAUGAGCUGACUGUUCCUGCAGCCAUGUAGCUGUCUGUGUAGCUCUAAAUAAUGAAUGUGGAAGAAUUCAUUGGGGAGCCGAGUGGGCUGGGAGGUCUGUGGUCUUCUGCAUUUUCACUUGUCUGCGCACAGGAUUGUUUAAAGCCUCUCCCUUUCCAUUUCCCUUUGUGACAGUGUGAGUCAAACAACUACUAAUGACCUGGGAUAGAUUUCAACUCUGUUUCACCAGUGUAUCAGCCCAAACAUAUCAGGGCUGUUGGAUGGUUUAACAACUAAUCAAUUGAAGCCUCUGGUUAAACUGUCUGCAUUCACAAGUUGCACCCAGAUGGUGGUACUGUGCGCUGAAAAGGCUGAACCCGUCACUAUCAAUAGGGAUGUGGGGUUUGCUGGACCAGAUCAGGCCUGUGGCCUCUCGUCUGCCUUGUCCCUCUGGCAGCAACCCGUGUACGUGGUCAGCCAUCUGCAGGCACGGUGGCUGCGUGCAGAGGGGAGCUUUGCAGUCACAUUACCAGGCUCUGUGCUUUACGCUGUGCGUGCAGGCAUGUUGCACAGGUAUUUCUCAAAACCACUUCAGAUACUUAAGAACAGGUCCAGGGAGGCUGGAGUGGGCCAGGAAGGGAAGGCAGGUAAGGUGCCCAUCUUGCCUCUGGUAGUUCUUGGCUGUUGCUGAUGGGAGCUGGUGAAGUUUCUGGUGGACUUAAGGGCAAAGGUGUAGUUGCGAUAGAGCAUUAGCGGGAACUGUACUUGGGAGGGGGGAAAAGGGACGUGGCAGCAGCUGUGAGCUGAC